Messenger RNA from Microthlaspi erraticum, 1080 nucleotides. The record is from the annotation of a GenBank genome assembly. Lineage: Eukaryota; Viridiplantae; Streptophyta; Magnoliopsida; Brassicales; Brassicaceae.
AUGGCGAAGGAAUUGGCGGAUAAAGCUAAAGAGGCUUUCUUAGAUGACGAUUUCGAUGUGGCUGUUGACUUAUACUCGAAAGCCAUUGACUUGGACCCCAAUUGCGCCGCCUUCUUCGCCGAUCGUGCUCAGGCCAACAUCAAAAUCGAUAACUUCACUGAAGCUGUUGCAGAUGCGAACAAAGCCAUCGAGUUGGAACCUACACUGGCAAAAGCGUACCUCAGAAAGGGAACUGCAUGUAUGAAGCUAGAAGAGUAUAGUACUGCUAAAGCAGCUCUAGAAAAGGGCGCUUCUGUUGCACCUAAUGAAUCCAAGUUUAAGAAGAUGUUAGAUGAAUGCAAUCUUCGCAUUGCAGAAGAAGAGAAGGAUUUGGCUCAACAGAUUCCACCGACUUUGCCUUCAAGCUCUGCAACGCCACUAGCAACGGCAGCUGAUGUUCCUCCUGUUCCAACUCCUGCUGCACCUGCCAAACCGAUGUUCAGACACGAGUUCUAUCAGAAGCCGGAAGAAGUGGUGGUGACAAUCUUCGCUAAAGGAAUACCAAAGGAGAACGUAACAGUCGAGUUUGGUGACCAGAUUCUGAGUGUUGUGAUUGAUGUUGCUGGAGAGGAAGCUUAUCAUUUCCAGCCAAGAUUGUUCGGGAAGAUAGUUCCAGAGAAGUGCAAAUAUGAAGUAUUGGGAACCAAAGUUGAGAUCCGUCUCGCCAAAGCAGAGAUAAUAACUUGGGCCUCCCUUGAAUACGGCAAAGGGCAAGCUAUUCUGCCUAAACCCAAUCUUGCAUCAGCGGUGGUGUCGCAGAGGCCAGUGUAUCCAUCUUCUAAGCCAGGAAAAGACUGGGACAAGCUGGAAGCUGAAGUGAAGAAACAGGAGAAGGAUGAGAAGCUAGAUGGAGAUGCAGCUAUGAACAAGUUUUUCAGCGAUAUAUACCAGAGUGCUGAUGAGGACAUGAGGCGAGCCAUGAACAAAUCAUUUGCUGAGUCAAACGGGACAGUACUGUCUACAAACUGGAAAGAAGUUGGAACCAAGAAAGUGGAGAGCACUCCACCAGAUGGUAUGGAGCUCAAGAAAUGGGAGUACUGA